AUGGGCAAACGCUCACGUUCAGAUCUCGCUGGUGGCGAUGUUCGUCAUCAGCCAGCCCAUAAAAAGAUGAGGGUCCCGGAUGCGCUGUCAAAUCUUUCAGAGAACGCCGACGACCUGAUCGAGUGCCUGCAAGCGCUCAAAACUCAGAGGGAUGACCCAAAUUUGAUUCGGCGGCUGGCCACAUUGAGCAACGACCUCAUGCCGAGCUUCAAGGCCCUGGCAAAAGGACACGACGAGAAUGCGGCCGAGGAGGAGACCAAGACCCCAGAACAGCCCAGAAUAGAACCUGUUGGAGAACAACAGCCAGAAGUGCCCAUACUCACCCCGUGGGGGCCAUCAGAAGUCGCGGAGGACAUCCCACCUCUCCCAGCUGUCUUGGAUCCAGCUUUGGAGAAGGCAUCAUUCACCCACGCAGGGACCAUCAAGACGCAUGGCGAGCGUAGCUAUGAGCAGUUGGAAUGGCUUGGAGACGCAUAUCUGUACCUGAUAUCAACCGCAUACAUUUACAUGACAUUCCCGCAUCUUCCGCAUGGCGAUAUGUGCCACAUUCGGGAGGUCCUGGUUCGGAACGCCACGCUGAAAGAAUAUUCAAUCCACUAUGGCUUUGAAAAGCGAGCUGUCUUCCCUCCGGAGUAUGACCUUUCUGGUCGGCAAGGUGGUUCGAAGGCCACGGCGAAGGAGCGCGCAAAGGUCUUGGGCGACAUAUUCGAGGCUCACGUCGCUGCUAUUAUUCUGUCGGACCCAAUAAGAGGUGUAUCAAGAACGGCAGCCUGGCUCAAGGAACUUUGGAGUACUACGAUUGCCAAGGAGAUCAAGAAGCAUGCUCAACCUCAGCCCUCCCUUGUUGCUCCUAUGAUGGGAUCCGCGUCUGUGGCUGGUCCUAGACAACCAGUCAAAUCAGCUAAAGACCAGCUGUCAGCAGAGCUGGCUCUGGCCAACCCUCGGGUGACUAUCGUGUACCGAAGUAUCGAUGAAGGCAAGACCAUCCGAGACCCGUUGACCAAACAGGUUUUGUUUGUGCAGGCGGCUAUUCUGGAGGGCUAUGGCGAGACAAAGCAACUGGGGACUGGAACGGCUAAGAAGAAGUCGGAGGCGAACAAUAUGGCUGCGCUGAAUGCGCUGGAAAACAAGAAGCUGAUGAAUACGUACAGGGAAAAGAAGCGGUUGGCUCUGGAGAGCAAGGAGGCUCAAGAGAAGGCAUCCAAGAGCCUAGGCUUCUAG
Molecule: messenger RNA, 1221 nt
Organism: Diaporthe amygdali
Lineage: Eukaryota; Fungi; Ascomycota; Sordariomycetes; Diaporthales; Diaporthaceae
Product: ribonuclease 3
Exons: 1
Coding region: 1-1221 (406 amino acids)
Biological process (GO): rRNA processing; regulation of gene expression; primary miRNA processing
Cellular component (GO): nucleus
Molecular function (GO): double-stranded RNA binding; ribonuclease III activity
Source: RefSeq, a predicted model, not a curated record